AUUGUUGCUUUGAGGUGAAUAUGGGAUGCGGCAACUCCUCAAACACUGCGGUCCUCCCGCUGACACCGGAAGAGGUGAAGAGAGACAAGGAUGAGACGGGAAGUAAACUCGAUGGUCGUGGAGACUCAGCCGUGUCAAAAGGCACCACAGACAGCGGGGUAGUGAUGGACAACAGAGAGAUCCCUGACUUGCCUGGAGCAGCGCCCAGAAAACUCCCUCCUCUAAUGUGUGUCAGAGAAAGUGAGAAUGGCAGAAUUACACAAGAUGGCUUACUGCAGCAAGAGAGCACUGUGCAGCGCCAAAACUCCAGUGAGAUCCUGGAGGAGCUGCUGCUUCAGGGCAUCAUACCGGAUGGACCGAGCAGAGAAAGGAGCAGGGGGAAGGGGGAGUCAUACAGCAUCAUGCUUGUGGGCAAGGAGGCGAUCAAGCAAAGACCUCCUGCCAGGCUGCAGUCCCUGAGUGUAAAGAAGGUGCAAAAUAUCCUCAGCAGAGAAGAAAUCGAGGAAAAGAUUAGACUCGCUGAUGAGAGACGCAAGUUGAAGGAGGAGGAGCUCAAGACACGUUUGAGGUCCAAGUCUGCGCGUGUUCGUGGCCCUGCACAUAUCUCUAGCACAAACGAGGACAUAGACCUCACUGAAGUGGAGACGCUACAGUCAUCUCUGACCUCUGACGCCCUGAAUCCACAGCCUCUCAGCCAGAUCCCCCGACAGGCAGCUGAAGGGAGGGAGCGGGUGAGAGAUGUUUUAGGGGAUGGCAGGGAGAGUCAAGAAGAUACCGGCAAAGCAAAGAGGAGAGAGGACGGAGAGGAAGGAGGAGGGAAAGGAGAGAUCAGGGGUACAAAAGGACGACGUGAGACUGGCGAUGGACAAGACGAGGAGGAGGAGGAGGAGUUGACACAGGUGGAGGUGCUCAAAGAGAAUGAGCUCCUGUGGGCCUCAGGGGAGCUGGAGAGUGAUUCUAGCUUUCAAAGGGCAGAGGAGGUGUUUUAAUUUAGAGCCACGGAUCAGCACUAAGAGAAAAAAGAACAGCCAAAUCAUUCCAUUUGCACAGAAGAGAUGCCUGUCAAAACUGUAAAAAUAUAAACACUAUGCUUCAUUUUUUAAAUUAAACUAUGAUUGGCCCAUUUUGUAGCUCAGCUGACCUUAAAGGUUUUCUGUCCUCAUCAUGAUGUUUACCUCAAUAAACGCUUAAAUCAGCAUUAUCUAGACUUUAAAUACUCGUUGCUAUACAAAAUGAAUUCAGCUUAUAUGUUUGUUUCACUUUUAACUCUCACAGAGCCCAAUGUUUUCAUGUGAAGGGUGCACUUAAGGCAGUUAUUCUUUUGGACAUUAGAUGGCGCUAUUUCAGUGAAUUUAAGUGCUAAUGUAGUACCUUGAAUUCAGUCAUUAGAAGGAAACGUAAAGAAAUGCUCAGUGUA
Messenger RNA from Labrus bergylta (ballan wrasse), 1417 nucleotides. It is a transcript of the gene stmnd1, whose product is annotated as stathmin domain containing 1. NCBI's taxonomy places the organism in Eukaryota, Metazoa, Chordata, Actinopteri, Labriformes, Labridae. The record is from RefSeq and is a predicted model, not a curated record.